Molecule: messenger RNA, 1407 nt
Organism: Fonsecaea erecta
Lineage: Eukaryota; Fungi; Ascomycota; Eurotiomycetes; Chaetothyriales; Herpotrichiellaceae
Exons: 2
Coding region: 1-1407 (468 amino acids)
Molecular function (GO): tRNA-guanosine(34) queuine transglycosylase activity
Source: RefSeq, a predicted model, not a curated record
AUGGAGCCUGUAAUUGGCGCUACUGGCGCUCCGCUUGCUCAGCAACCAGAAGAGAUGUUCAAGUUCGUCCUUGAGCAGGCGUCAACGCCCAAGUGCGCCGCGAGGCUGGGUCACUUGACUCUCCGUGGACGAAAUCCGAUCUCAACACCGCACUAUGUUGUCCCGACUUCGCGGGGCGUGAUUCCUCACCUAUCACAGGAUAAUCUACAGAAGCACACCAACAUCUCCGCUGUCUAUGUGCCCUUGGAAGACUUCAUUGAGAAGUCGCACGCAAAUGCACCCCUCUACAAUACACCCGUACAAAAUGGGGAGUCUCCAUUACGGCGGUAUAUCGGUCUGCCCGAUAGAUGCCUGUCUGUACUCGGCAUGCGCAGAGUCCCCAACAUACCUUGUCCGGCUCACAACACGAAUUCGUCCGUCGCCAUUUCAACAUCAGUGGGAUUCAGGUUUCUUGAGAUUGAGCAGUAUCACGAAGCGAUUCGAAGGCUGAAAGCCGACAUUUCAACCAGCGUACCUGAUCUGAUCAGUACAAAGGAAGCCAGCGCCAAAAGGAUAGAAAAGAGCGUGGACAGGACACAUGCGUGGUUGCGAGACUUUGUGGAGAGUAAAGAGGAAGACGAAGGGUUUUCCUUCUUUGCGGCCAUCCCCCCGUACGAAUCGCAACUUUUGUCGUUGUAUCUUUCCGACUUGAAGGACGAAUACAAGUCUCACAUCUCGGGGCUGUGCGUCUAUUCGCCCUCGACGGUGGUUAGCCUGCCAGAAGCGCUCCGGGAUAUCCCUACGAUAUGCCUGACCGAUCCGUUGUCACCACAGGCAGUACUCGCAGCAAUCCACGUGGGAGUCGAUCUCUUGACGGUACCUUUCGUGACGCAAUCUUCGGAGCAGGGAAUGGCGUUGUCGUUCACCUUUCCAGGAUCUUCGGACACUUUGAAUCAACCCCUCGGAAUCGAUCUCUGGUCCACCACCCACGCCACAGACCUCUCCCCCUUGACUCCCAAUUGUGCCUGUUACACGUGCACACGCCAUCACCGCGCGUACGUGCACCAUCUCCUCCAAGCGAACGAAAUGCUCGCAUGGACACUGCUCCAAAUCCACAAUUUCUCUGUCAUCGAUGCCUUCUUCUCUGCCAUCCGGCAAAGCAUCCAGAACCGAACAUUCGAAGACGAUACCAGGAUGUUCGGUCGUGCGUAUGAAUCCGGAUUGCCGACACCGACGGGCCAGGGACCGAGGUUGAGGGGGUACCAGAUGAAGAGCGUUGGGGGAGGUGAACCGAAAAAGAACCCCAAGGCUUAUGGGAAGCUGGAUGAUCAGAUGCAGAAACUUGCGGAGGCAGAGAGCGGCGUCGCUACCCCGGAUGGCGAUGCAGAUGAUAUUUUAGCACACGGAUUAGCGAAGAAGGUCGAAUGA